UAUGUUUGUAUUUUGUUCCACAGGUGUUUGUGGUGCAGAAAUAAAACGGCCACAAUAAAAUUUCUUCCAUGCGGGCAUUUUGUCACAUGUGAAACAUGUUCGAGAAUCUCUCUUCAACGAUGUCUGAAGUGCGGGAAACCUGUAACGAGCAGAACUGGAGAUGAUUAUAGAAGAAAUUUAGCCAGAAGGAGACUACUCAGUAGAAAACUUCAUGAACAUUCAACAGCAAGUAUAGUACCCGGAGCCAGUACCGAUUCCGGUUUACAAUCAUCUUCUGGAGUAGAUGAAUCAGAGGAAGAAUGGUUUCCCAAGUCUCAGAACAAGCAAGUCCAGACAGAGGCAUUUACUUCAAAAGAUGCAUCACAGCAAGUUGAGACGCCAGCACUUGUUGACAAUGAAGUUCAAACAGAAGUAGAACCAGUUGUUACUUUAACGCUUGUUGACAAUGAAGUCCAAACAGAGGUGGAGCCAGCUGAUGAUCACUACAUGCAGAUACCACGUUUUGACUGUAAAAGUAUUAUGAAGUCGCAUUCAUCCAAAUUCCGUCCCCUUUGCCCAGCUGUGUCCAAAAUAUUGCAGCUCACAGACUCCGAUAACGAUUCCAAGAACUUAGUCACAGUUUCAAGAAUCGUUGAAAUCUGCAAUGGAAUAGUAACCUAUUCACCAGAUUUGAAGUUAAUAAGUUGUGCCACAACAGGCGGUGAUUUUGAUUUUCAUUGUUCUUCUAAUGUCACAGACAUGACAAGAAUUGGUGAACACACUGUUCUAGCCACAAUUCCUUUCCGCAAGAAAAUAGUUUUCAUUAAUCCAUCAAGUUUCCACAUAAAAUCUCUGGAUUAUAGUUUCUUUACAAUUUCCUAUUUCGAACAUUCUACAUUUGUAGGGACAGAAAUGUUUAGUAAGACAAUAUAUCUCAUAGACUGGGAUAAAAAUAAAUUUGAAGAAAAAUUUAGUGUACAAGAAAUUGUUGGAAACAUAGCAGUUGGUCCACAGUAUCAUAUCUUAAUAGCCUUAGCUAAUAUAAAUAGAAUUAGCUGUUACACAAUAGAUGGCAGACACUUGUUUCAGUUGAGGACCCAUUCCAUCGAUAUUCCAACCGACCUCACCGUAUAUCGAAAUUAUUCUUACGCUGUGCAAGGAAAUGUAAUUUACAAGAUUUCAGCAAACGGUGCUGUGUCCCAAAGAGAAAUUGGGAUAAAAGCUCGAUAUAUUUGUGUGGCAACAAAUAAUAUUUACUUGACUGACCGUUUUGGUCUUGUACAUAUUAUUAGGACAAAUAAAGAUUUUUGGCCUCGGCUGUCUUACCAUCACCAAGACCAUGUCCCGAGCCUGAUAAACCAAAUCCAUAUUGAUGACCCCUCCAACAUUACAACGAUUCUACCUAUGUCAGCCUCUUCAGUAGUAAUUAUAUAUCGGGAUCUAAAAGCUAUAUUAGUUACUGACGAAGGGCAACCGUUUGGUGGAAAAUGUUUAACCUUUAAACUCCAGCCUUCUGUUUUCUGCAGAGUGGAUUCGAACACAUUUCUUGUCCUUUUUAGUGAGGACAGGAAACUUCAGUAUAUUACCUGUCCACAACUAACUGAAGGUGAUUUAAUAGACGUCGAAAACAAUUACAUCCAAAUGUGUCAUAUGGUAUCAAAUAGGUGUUUGGCUCUGACCACCAAUGAAGGUAAAGUGGAGGUACAUAUUUUAUUGAUUAAAAAGGAUCAUGUCGACAUUGUAAACAGAAUUUCAUUGGACCAUGACAAUGUCGCCAUUGCUGCUACUCCAAUUAAUUUUGUAGUUGUAGACAGAAAGAAACGUAACUUGUUAUUUUAUUCAAGCUUUGGUGAGGAGCUUUCCAAGAAACACAUUGAGUUCAAUGGCUAUCCUCAUCAUGUUUUCACAGACAAAUUAUACUUCUAUGUUAUCUUCAGGAGAGAGUCUUUGAUGACUUGUUACAAUAUAACUGGACAAAGGAAAUGGCAGUUGAAACUUCCUUCAAACUUUCGCUGUCACGCUGCUGUUUUCCAAGGAACAGCUUAUGUGCGGGACGAUCUGCUCAGUCGGAUUCUUCUUUACAAGUACCAUGACUGGUCAGACUGUCAUGUAACCUUUCAAAACCCUUAUAAUAAAAAUCUAAAUAUUCGACUCGAAGAAAAGGAGAAUGACCAAGUUCUCAUUGGUGAAAUAUGUCAUCUGGCAAAUGGACAGUUGGUGUUGUCCGACAUAUAUAAUGAUUGUUUGUUAUACAUUUCCAACGAAGGGAACAUUGUGUCUAGAUUAUCUCUGCCGUCUACAGCUACAGAUGUAUGUCGAUGGAAUUAUAAUCAGAUAGGCGUCACAUUACCUCUAGAGAAGCAAUUACGGGUCUUCGGAAACGUAUCAAAGGCAGUUAUAAGUGUAGCAUUAAACCAGGCUUAUGUACGGGUGUGUAAGCUGGGUGAAAGUCAUAUUAUUUGUUAUUGCGAUAAACCAUCGCAUUUAGAUAUUUUAAACAUUAAAAAUUGUAAUCGAGUUCAAAUAAUUCAUAAAAUUAAUAUUCCUUUUGUAAUGAAAUCAUUAUCGUUAGAAAAUGAAACACUAAAGCUAUUGAUUGUUGGUAAGAAAGCAGUAUUCUUCUACAAGAUCAUCAGGAGCAGCAGGUGGCGAUGGAGGAGAAAGAAGAAGUACAUCAAGGGAAUAGAAGUAAGACGUGGUAAUUACAUAGCGGAAAGUAUGUUAGGAAUUGAUGAAAUAUCAGUGAGAAGACUGCCACAUAGAACAGCAAUGUUCCCGCUUUCAUUUUCUCUAUCUGGUUUACUAGAUUCAAAUUCGAUGUUUUGUUUUCUUAAUGCUUUUAAGCUAAUUAUGUUACAAGACAAUAGUAUCGUCGUGCUCCUCCAUAAAUGUACUCUCAUGGUCACAAGUGGAGACGGUCAUCUGCUUUACAGUCAAACAUUUGAAAAAGAAGCUCAAGAUAUAUGUCAAUGGACCGAUGAAUCAUUUGUAGUCCUCUUUCGUGACGAUAAACAACUGAUGUUCUUCGAUACAGAUUUGUGUCUUUUAAAAAAGAUCACAACUGAAAAACCAUACAAUUUAAUGUACAAAAAGAACGGCAAAAAUCUGGUAUGUGUGUUUGAAGACGCUCCAAAUGAAUGUAGUAAUAUUCCAUAUGUGACAUACGCAGACAUACUUCACAUUGGCGGUGAAAUGUACGAGUAUAAGGGCCGAGUGAAUUUAGGGAAGGAGGGGAAGGUUGUAGCAAUGGGUGUGACAUCGAAUGAAGACAUUGUCGUUCUUAAGUACAAGGAAGAUCAUUACGAUGUAUGUUGGUACAGAGACAAUUGGGUAAGAAGUCAACAACUAAUGAUUCAAGGUGAGGAACCAUUUCCAAACAUUUUCAACAAAUCCUUGACCAUCCACGGCGAAAAUAUUUACAUAUCAGAUUUUAAUAACAAUAUCCACCAAGUAUCUGUAGACAGCAAAUGCGAAAUCUUUCUCAGCUCUCAGGAAAUUGAAGUCUGUCACAUCAAGGCCAUACAUGUUUCGGAUUAUUUCAUCAUGAUUUACGGAAAUUUGGACAACCGUUUUGAUGGAUUAUUUUAUUAUGAGAGAUAAGGCCCUAUAUUGAAUCAAUAUAUGUUACGAGCAAUUGGCAUUAGCAGCCUUUUGACUAUAUUUCUUUAUUCGAUGGGAUGCUUCUGGAAUAGUCACACAAAAUACGUAGGUUUUAACCUGGAUCCUCGAACAAAGAUAGUUACCAUAAUGAUUCCUAAUUAGUUAAUUGAUAAUAAAAUAUUAAUGAACUAGAAACAGUGUAUGUAUUCCACUGGAAUAGCGUUUCACCCCCCAUCCACACACACACACAAUAACGACAUUAUCUGAUUCAAAUUGUUACUCUUACAUGUUAACAAUCUUAUAAAAGAAACACAAAUCUCCAUUUAAAUUCUUAUCUUUUCUCACCUUGUCGUCUUUCCUCUCAGCAAAUCUUUCAAAUGUUUUUUUUCUUUAUUUGAAUAUAUUUUAUAUAUUUAACCCUAAUUUAAAGAUAAUGCUUAAUCUAGAAAGUUUUUUGAAUUAAUCACAAAUUAUAUUCAUAAACCAAUGCUCGAAAUAUAUCUCUCUCUAAUAAACGGCAGUUUGUCUGUCGUGUGUCUUGUGUCUUGUGUCUGUCAGGUUACCCUCACCCUGACCACUCUUCACCGAUUCUGAUGAAACUGA
Messenger RNA from Octopus sinensis (East Asian common octopus), 4182 nucleotides. RefSeq lists its product as uncharacterized. The record is from RefSeq and is a predicted model, not a curated record. The transcript has 9 exons. NCBI's taxonomy places the organism in Eukaryota, Metazoa, Mollusca, Cephalopoda, Octopoda, Octopodidae. The coding region runs from base 487 to 3579 and encodes 1030 amino acids.